AUGCAGGAUUCAGGUGUACACAUGCCGAGGAAAGGAGGUAGUAAAUUCACAACGGAACCAUGGCACAAGUCCUCAGGCUCACGACUACGAAGCGAAGAUUCAGAUUCGGAUACAGAACGAGACUAUAGAUCGCACUCGCGCUCAGACCCGUCCUCCCAAUCUCGACCAGAGCGCGGACGACACAGAACACGAAGUCCCCACAGUCGCCCAAAUGGUUCCGUGAAAACCCUGGACAGUGCUCCACCAAUCCCCUACUGGUCCGCAAAACGACAUUUAACCUGCGGAAAUCCGACUCCGGGACCGCCAUGGUCUCAGAAACCAGUGCAGUGGAGAGGAUCGACUCCCGGGCGUCUCAAGACCGCAGCAGCAGCGCUUGUGAUGUGCCUCAAUAUUGACGUCGACCCACCAGACAUUGUCAAGACCAACCCUUGUGCCGUUUUAGAAUGCUGGGUCGAUCCCCGUACUAUGCCCACCCACAAAGCUUUGGAACACAUUGGUUCAAAUCUCCAGCACCAAUUCGAGGGCCUCAGUCUGAAGAUCCAGUACAAACCUAUCCUUGAUCCCUCCUUCGAAGACCUCAAGCGUUUUGUCACUCAAUUGCGCCGUCAAGCGGGUCAAGAUGCGUUGCUAUUCUAUUAUAACGGUCACGGUGUCCCCAAGCCUACAGCGAGUGGCGAACUCUGGUGUUUCAACCGAAACUACACUCAAUACAUACCGGUGUCCCUACAGGAGCUGCAAUCGUGGGUGGGAUCGCCGGGAGUUUACAUUUGGGACUGCUCUGCAGCCGGACAUCUCUUGCAAAACUUUAACAUGUUUGCAGAGAGGCGGGACCAAGAGGCUAUCAUGCACGGCGGUUAUCCAGACGGUCGCCAGCCCUUCAUGAACUCCCUUCAGCUAGCGGCUUGUGCUGCGCAUGAACAACUCCCCUCUUGUCCCGAACUUCCAGCCGAUGUCUUCACCUCAUGUCUCACCUCCCCCAUCGACAUCGCACUUCGUUAUUUUAUCAUGACCCACCAACUCCCCAACAACAUCACCGCCGACAUGGUCGUCCAACUCCCCGGAGAUCUAAAAGACAGGCGAACGCCACUGGGCGAACUAAAUUGGAUCUUUACAGCCAUCACGGACACCAUUGCUUGGACGACGUUUUCGAGGGAGAUUUUCACCAAACUCUACCGAUCCGACCUUUUGAUCGCCUCCCUCUUCCGCAAUUUCCUACUCGCAGAACGAAUUAUGAAAAACUAUCACUGCACACCCCACACAUGGCCACCUCUCCCGCCUACCAAUACCCACCCUCUUUGGGCGACAUGGGAUUUAGCUGUCGACACAUGUUUACGUCAAUUGCCGGAUCUUCUUUUCAAGGGAGGAGUGACUGGCGGCCAUCUCGCGAACGUUGGGACAAGACCCGGGAAGAUUGGUUCGACCUCGCGACAAGACCCCAACGCGAUCCCAGCCAGAGGCUCUGACAAGCCAUACGUCUAUCAGCCCAGCCGAUUCUUCGCCGACCAACUCACUGCAUUCGAAGUAUGGAUUUCGCGAGGUGGCUCAGCGUUGACGAGGAAGGGUCCUCUCUCACUCCCCCAAGCAACUGAUCGGGCAGGAAAUCCGGAGGAACCCAACCCAAGGAGCGAGUACGACGGGGUUCCAAGUCACCUCGUUCCUAGGAAACCCCCGGACCAACUCCCAAUCGUCCUUCAAGUGCUGCUGUCCCAACCCCACAGGUUGCGGGCGCUUAUCCUUCUAUCCCAAUUCGUUGAUCUUGGACCAUGGGCAGUGCAUCUCGUCCUUACUAUCGGCAUCUUCCCAUAUAUCUCCAAACUGCUUCAAGCAGCGGGACAGGAUCUCCGUCCAGUGCUCAUCUUUAUCUGGGCGCGAAUUCUCGCAGUCGAUCCAUCUGUCCAACACGACCUGUGGAAUUCGGGAGGAUACAAAUAUUUCGCCAACAUCCUCGCCAUCAAGAACGAUGAUGUCCUUCCCAAUAGCUCGGAGCAUAAGGCAAUGUGCGCUUUCAUCCUCUCCGCCAUUUCGAGAGAUUUCCCUCCAGGUCAAGAAGCCUGCCUUCGGGACGGCGUUUUCGACAACUGCUACGACCGCCUUGACGAAUCAGACUUCCUGCUGAGGCAAUGGACUGCCUUGUGUAUCGGUCAAAUCUGGGAUGGGAACGACGAGAACAAGGUGUACGGAGUGGAUAACGGGACCCAGGACAAGCUCAUUGCGAUGCUGUCAGACGACUCGGCUGAAGUCAGAUGCGCAGCGCUAUUUGCGUUGGGCACUUUCCUUGGCGCGAGCGGCUCAUCGGAUCCUAACAAACAGGGCGGCGGUGGAUCGGGAACGAUGUAUCAACUCGAGGAGCGUGUUCACUUCAGGAUGGAGGUUGCUGUCGUUACAGGUGCAACCCUCGCCAUCAAGGACGAUGCAAGCCCUAUGUGUCGAAAGGAAUUGUUGGUCGUGAUCAGCACCCUCGUCAAGGAGUGGCGCGGAUGCUUCGUGGUUUGUGCGUGGUUGUAUUGGGAGGAGGAUAGGAAGUGGAGGACGACUGGUGCGCCUUACUCUGCGGACGAUGAGUUGACCAGCCACGCCGUCGCGGAAUGGUUGGACGGAUUCGACGACGAAUCUCUCCGGGAAGAGAAGCGGGUGCUUUUGUCUUCUUUCUUCACCAUCUUUGUCGUUCUGCUCGACCUCUCGGUUGACCCAUAUCAAGAGGUCGCAACGAACGCCCAAACGAUCGUCGACUACAUCAUGGCUCUCCUCCUCGAGUCUCCUUUCACCAAGUUACCGAGCUCGACUCUCCAUGCUGCACCUUGGUCACCCGAUGAUCCUAGAGGGUCACCUCAAAUGGCCGCUCGAUCCCGUACCUCGCUUUACCAGCCGGGUUCCCCUCACCCUGCCUCACCCAUCCGCAGCGAUCGGCCGGGCCUGACCCGUACAGAUACCAUGACUAGCACGAUCUCGUCUGGUGUCACGAACACACUUCGCCGGACGUCGUCCUUCGCCAAUGCGCUCAAGUCUUUGGCGUUCUCCACCAUUGACGAUGGCCGAACAUCAAGUUCCAUCCCUUCCUCAUCCCAGUUGAAACGCGACCCUCUUGAUUACUCCAGACCACCCUCUCCCAAUCUCAACGUCGCGCAAUACGCGUCUCCUUAUUCCCGUCCCACCACCCCUCCUGGUACCCCUCACCACCAUAGGCCAGUGAGCCUUCAGAACUCCUACGAGAACCUCCAGCCUCAGGUCAACUUUUCCGCGGCGGACGUGAUGGAGGCUCUCACAGAGGAAGACAUGGAGCGUCUGAGGGCCAGGAGACGGGCGUCUAAUCACGGCCGACCGCGCCAUCAUGGUGGUAUGCCCAGCCCGAGCAACAGCACCUUCUCCACGGAUUCCAACAGCAGCGUGAUCCUCGGUUUGGGAACUGGUGCGAGUAUCCGCGAUACGCUCCCACUCAAGAGUACCUACUUUGAUUGGUGUUGCGAGUAUUUCAAGGAACCGCAGAUGAGGCAAGCGGAGCCGGAUGAACCUGGUAGCAUUCAGUAUAACCACCAGGUUUGGAGGCAACAGAGGAAUGAACAGGUUCUCGUGGAAACAGCCACACAGAUCGCUGUCUCUGAAACAUGCCGCUGGGAUCGACCAGUUGCGCAUUUCCAAAUCGCUGGCCAUCCGUUGACGAUGGUGUUCCAUUCAUACGACCAACACCUCUUCGUGGCGAACGAACAUGAUAUGAUUGGUGUCUGGGACUGGUCUCAACGCAAGCGCCUCAAGUAUUUCUGCAACGGGAACCCUCGAGGCACGACCAUUACUUCGCUCGAAGUCAUCAAUCAAGAUGUUGGUGGCAUUAUUCUUACUGGAGCGUCGGAUGGCAUUGUCAGGCUUUUCAGGAACUACGACCCGACCGUGGAUCAGGGGCCUUUGCAGAUGGUCAGCGCUUUCAGGGGUUUGAACGAGAUGAUCCAGAUGCGUCAAGGAAGCGGCAUGGUCAUGGACUGGCGACAGUCUGCUGGAACGCUUCUGGUGGGUGGCGACUCGCGCGUAAUCAAAGUCUGGGACGCGCAGACGGAAACGCAGGGAAUGGAUUUGGAUACCAACUCUGACAGUCCUGUCACUGCCAUUUGCUCGGACCACGUUUCCAAUCAGACGUUUAUCGCCAGUUUCGCCGAUGGCGUCGUCAAGAUUUUCGAUCGCCGACUUGAAGACGAGGAUGCAAUCGUACGGACGUACGUUGAUCAUACCUCGUGGGUGCAGAACGUGCGAUGGCACCCAAGACUUGGUGGCCGAUUCCUCUCCGCUAGUGUGGAUGGACAAGUCAAAGUGUGGGACUUGCGUGGUGCAGAUAUGGCGACCAAGACAUGGGAUAUCCAGGCCCAUGGUCUCUCAGCGUUCGAUGUCCACCCAACAUCCUGCGUAUUCGCUACUUCGUCCGCCGUCUCACCUACGCAAUGGAAGGCCCAACGCGUCUCGGUACAUACGAUUGACAAGGCGAUUCACCUCUCUUCUAUCAACGCCCCCACCGGGCUCAGUGCAUACCCCAUCCGGCCAAUGCCAUCCCCUUAUAUACCCCGUUCUACCUCUCUCGUUUUCCAUCCUACAGAAAUGCUCUAUGGUGUCGGCGAACCUGACGGCUCCAUUCGUGUGAUGGGAUGCAAGUUCCCUCCCGCUCAGUGA
Coprinopsis cinerea okayama7#130 is the source of this 4650-nucleotide messenger RNA. Its product is annotated as mip1. Gene Ontology annotation, cellular component: cytoplasm; TORC1 complex. The transcript is spliced from 10 exons. Gene Ontology annotation, molecular function: protein binding; protein-macromolecule adaptor activity. The coding region runs from base 1 to 4650 and encodes 1549 amino acids. NCBI's taxonomy places the organism in Eukaryota, Fungi, Basidiomycota, Agaricomycetes, Agaricales, Psathyrellaceae. Gene Ontology annotation, biological process: positive regulation of protein serine/threonine kinase activity; regulation of autophagy; positive regulation of cell growth. The record is from RefSeq and is a predicted model, not a curated record.